AUGGUCUUUUUUGGUGUCUUGCUGCUAGCAAUAUUUACACCAAAGUUAUGUCAGGUCCACAUAGAAAAUUGCAGGGUUCAGUAUAUACAUCAGCCACUUCAUAAGUUCCAUCAGUCAGGAGAUUUUAUCAUUGGCGGCAUUGCUUCUCAUGGUGGCUUCCUCUCCAGUCCAGCAACCUUCACUGAACAAGCCCCACCGGAGUUGUAUGAAGAGCUUGUGGUGAUGCCUAAGUGUUACCAGCACAUCCUGGCCUUGGCAUUUGCAGUAAAGGAGAUCAACGAAAACCCUCACAUCUUACCCAACUACACCUUAGGCUUCCACAUCUAUGACAGCAAUGAUAAUGCAAGGAAGACCUAUCAUGCCACAAUGCUGCUUUUAUCCACACUGGAGAAAUUUGCCCCAAAUUAUAUAUGUGGUAUCCAGAAUAAUCUGACAGCUGUCAUUGGGGGACUUGACACCGAGAUCUCCCUUCAUGUGGCAACCAUCUCACAUAUCUAUAAGAUUCCACAGCUCCACUACUUUCUGAGAAGUGUCUCCUUUAACAACACUGCAGGGGAUGAGGUCUCCUUCAGUGAAAAUGGUGAGGUAGCGUUUGGCUUGGAUGUUGUCAACUGGAUUAUUUCAUCCAACCACUCUCUUACUAGAGUGAGGGUUGGAAGGAUGGAUUCACAGGCUCCUCCAGGCAAAGCUUUUAUCAUUGAUGAAGAUGCCAUAAUGUGGCACAGCUGGUUUAACCAGACUCAGCCUCAUUCUGUAUGUACUGUGAGUUGUCAACCUGGAUCUAGCAAGAAAGUGAAGGAGGGGGAGCCAUAUUGCUGCUACAAUUGCAUCCCAUGUCCAGAGGGGAAGAUUUCAAACAAAGAGGCACUGGUAUUGCUAACAUUUCUGAAGAACCACAACACACCCAUUGUCAAAGCCAACAACCGAAUCCUCACCUACAUUCUCCUCAUCAACCUUCUGCUCUGCUUCCUUUGUGCAUUAUUGUUCAUUGGCCAACCUGAGAAUGUGACGUGUCUCCUUCGGCAAACUGCUUUUGGAAUCAUCUUCUCAGUUGUUCUUUCCUGUGUGCUGGCAAAAACCAUCACUGUGGUUCUGGCUUUCAUGACCACCAAACCAGGAUCCAGAAUGAGGAAGUGGGUGGGGAAAGGAGUGACCAGUUCCAUUGUUUUUUCAUGCUCCCUUCUUCAAAUAGGCAUAUGUAUUGUCUGGCUGGCAACAUCUCCCCCAUUCCUAGACAUUGACAUGCACUCAAUGACUGAACUUAUUAUACUAGAAUGUAACGAGGGGUCUGUGACUAUGUUUUACUGUGUUCUUGGCUACAUGGGCUUCCUGGCAAUUGUGAGUUUCACUGUAGCUUUUCUUGCCAGGAAGUUGCCAGACAGUUUCAAUGAAGCCAAGCUCAUCACUUUCAGCAUGUUGGUCUUUUGCAGUGUUUGGUUGUCUUUUAUUCCAUCCUACGUGAGUGCCAAGGGGAAAUACAUGGUUGCUGUGGAGAUCUUCUCUAUCUUAGCCUCUGGUGCUGGAUUGCUGAGUUGCAUCUUUGCCCCCAAAUGCUAUAUUAUUUUGUUGAGACCUGAGCUAAAUAGCAGGAAACAGCUAAUAAGAAUUAAAAAAUGA
Zootoca vivipara (common lizard) is the source of this 1617-nucleotide messenger RNA. The record is from RefSeq and is a predicted model, not a curated record. NCBI's taxonomy places the organism in Eukaryota, Metazoa, Chordata, Lepidosauria, Squamata, Lacertidae.